Nelumbo nucifera (sacred lotus) is the source of this 3750-nucleotide messenger RNA. RefSeq lists its product as uncharacterized. The record is from RefSeq and is a predicted model, not a curated record. Lineage: Eukaryota; Viridiplantae; Streptophyta; Magnoliopsida; Proteales; Nelumbonaceae. Gene Ontology annotation, biological process: protein phosphorylation. Gene Ontology annotation, molecular function: ATP binding; protein kinase activity; receptor serine/threonine kinase binding.
CCUCUCCCUCUUCAUUAAAACCAUAAACGAAUCUGUCUCUUUUCAAGCUUGUGCAUAUCUUUCAAUAUCUUUAGGAGGGGACACACUAGUCAUUUAAAUGAUAUAGAAAUGAAUUACACUUCCAAAUGUUUCUGUAAUUCUAGAGAAAAACCAAGGGCUAUUCACUCUCGCGCUAGAGAAAACAUUCAGAAGAAAUUUGACUGGUGUCUCUGCAAGUACAGAGAAAGAACACAAUCGCGCAACCAUUAUGAACCCCAUCAUGUGUAGCGGUCUACUCUAUUUCUUUCUGCUACUCCUAAACGUGUCAGUCUACUUUCCAACCUCUGCUUUGAACCAUGAAGGUCUAUCACUCCUCUCAUGGCUCUCAACCUUCAAUAUAUCCUCCUCUGCUUCUUUCUUCUCUUCAUGGAACGCAACCCACCAAAAUCCAUGCAAUUGGGCGUAUGUCAAGUGUUCAGCAGAUGGGUUUGUUUCAGAAAUCUCAAUCAGUUCUAUCAACCUUCCUACUAGUUUUCCUACUCAUAUUCUCUCGUUCAGUUCUCUCACCACACUUGUCCUCUCUGAUGCAAAUCUUACAGGCGAAAUACCACCAGCAAUCUCGAAUCUGUCAUUGCUGGCCACCCUCGACCUCAGCUUCAAUGCUUUUACUGGAAAAGUUCCUCCUGAUAUUGGGAAGUUAUCUCGACUUCAAUUAUUGUCAUUGAAUUCCAACUUUUUACAGGGUGAGAUUCCACCUGAAAUUGGCAACUGUUCAAUGCUUCAGAAGAUUGAACUGAUGGACAACCAAUUCUCAGGAAAGAUUCCUGAAGAAUUGACCAGGUUAUCUGGUCUAGAAAUAUUUCGGGCUGGUGGCAAUCAGGGACUACAUGGAGAAAUUCCAGCAGAGAUUUCAAACUGUAAAGCUCUGACUUUUCUGGGUCUUGCACAUACUGGGAUUUCAGGGAAGAUCCCAUACAGUAUAGGAGAAUUGAAGAAUCUGAAAACUCUUUCCAUCUACACAGCAAACCUCUCCGGCAAGAUCCCACCUGAAAUGGGCAACUGCUCAGCCUUAGAAAAUCUGUUUCUGCACGAGAACCAACUGUCUGAAAGUAUUCCUAACGAAUUUGGUCUGUUGAAAAAUCUCAGGAAAUUGUUGUUGUGGAAGAACAACCUUAGUGGGAAUAUACCAGGAGCACUUGGGAACUGUUCGAGCUUGACGGUUAUAGACCUCUCGCUGAAUUAUCUUACUGGUGAACUCCCUCCAUUGCUUUCAAAUCUAGUAGAGUUAGAAGAGCUUCUUCUCUCUGAUAACAACAUUUCAGGUAAGAUACCUCCUUUCAUUGGCAACUCUUCGCAUCUGAAGCACCUUGAACUAUAUAAUAACCAAUUCAUUGGUAAGAUUCCAUCCGAAAUUGGGCGGUUGAAGAAGCUUUCUCUAUUCUUUGCAUGGCAGAAUCAGCUCCAUGGAAACAUACCAUUUGAACUGGGAAGCUGUGAGAAACUCCAAGAUUUGGAUCUUUCGCAUAAUUUCCUCACUGGAUCAGUUCCCAUUUCUCUGUUUAAUCUCAAGAAUUUAACCAAACUUUUGCUUCUAAGCAAUGGACUUUCCGGGAAGAUUCCCCCAGAGAUAGGAAACUGUACAAGCUUGACGCGUCUACGCCUAGGAUCAAACCGGUUUUCUGACCGAAUUCCAUCAGAAAUUGGGCUCUUAAGUAGUUUGAGCUUCCUUGAAUUAUCGGAGAAUCAGUUCUCUGGAGAAAUCCCACCUGAGCUUGGUAACUGCCAUCAGCUAGAAAUGGUUGAUUUGCAUGAAAAUGAGCUACAAGGCAAUAUUCCAACGUCUUUUCAAUUCCUUCGGAAUCUUAACGUUUUAGACCUUUCAAUGAAUAGAAUAUCAGGCUCUGUUCCGGAGGAGUUGGGGAAGCUUAUUUCUUUAAAUAAGCUUGCUUUAAGUAAUAACUACAUUACUGGUUUGAUACCCAAAUCUCUUGGUCAGUGUAAGGAUUUGGAGUUGCUGGAUAUGAGCAGUAACAGAAUCUCUGGUUCGAUACCCGACGCGCUUGGUGACUUGCAAGAAUUGGACAUUCUGUUAAAUCUGAGUUGGAACGCUCUGUCUAGUCCAAUUCCUGAAAGUUUUUCGAAUCUGUCAAAGCUUGCUUCCUUGGAUAUUUCUCACAACAUGUUGACAGGAAGCCUUACAGUACUGGGUAUGCUGGACAAUCUUGUUUCCUUGGACGUCUCAUACAAUAACUUCUCAGGUUUUCCUCCUGAUACCAAGUUUUUUCGAGAUCUUCCUGUAACUGUUUUUUAUGGUAACAAAGAUCUCUGCAUUAAAGGAAAUGACUGUCAUUGCAAAUCUGGUGAAAAUCUCCACAGAAGAAAUUCGAUCAGAAAUGUUUUCUGUUUAGUACUCAGUGUUACAGUGAUAGUAGUUAUCGUGCUCUUGGGAAUGAUAUUGGCCAUACGAUCUCAGAGAAUGGCAGUUAGAAGAGAUGAGGAAGAACAGAACGGGCUGCCAUGGGAAUUCACUCCAUUCCAGAAGCUGAAUUUCUCCAUAGAGUAUGCCUUAACAAGGUUGUUAGAUUCCAAUAUUGUUGGCAAAGGAUUCUCUGGCGUUGUUUACCGCGUUGAGACUCCAGGUGGGCAGGUGAUUGCCGUGAAGAAGCUGUGGCCUUUGAAGGAUGGUGAGUUCCCAGAGACAGACUCGUUUGCGACGGAGGUUAAGACUCUUGGAUCAAUAAGACAUAAAAACAUAGUGAGACUACUGGGAUGUUGUACCAAUGGGAAAACUCGGUUGCUUCUGUUUGAUUACAUUAGUAAUGGGAGCUUGCAUGGAUUGCUUCAUGAGAAGAAAGUGUUCUUGGACUGGGAUUCCAGAUACAAGAUCAUUCUGGGUGCAGCUCAGGGUCUGGCCUAUCUUCACCAUGACUGCAUCCCUCCAAUCAUUCAUCGUGAUAUCAAGCCCAACAACAUCUUGGUCGGUCCACAGUUCCAAGCUUAUCUCGCAGAUUUUGGCAUUGCAAGGCUUGUCAGUUCCCCAGAUCACUCAAGGCCAUCCCACACUGUUGCAGGCUCUUAUGGGUACAUAGCUCCUGAAUACGGAUAUAGUUUGAGGAUCACAGAGAAAAGUGAUGUCUACAGCUUUGGGGUGGUGCUUCUGGAGGUCUUAACUGGAAUGGAACCAACCGAUCAAAGGAUGCCUGAAGGCGCCCACAUUGUGAGUUGGGUUGGAGAGGAACUCAGAGAAACAGAUGAAGGAGCCACAUCCAUUCUUGAUCAGCAGCUUCAGCGCCUAUCUGGUACUCAGAUCCAAGCGAUGCUUCAAGUACUCGGUGUGGCUCUUCUCUGUGUAAACCCAUCCCCAGGGGAGCGACCCACCAUGAAUGAUGUAAUAGCGCUGCUCAAGGAGAUCAGGAAUGAGAAUGAGGACUUCACCAAACCCAAGCUUCUCAGCAAGCACUGUUCUAGCUUUUCCAGAUCAACUGAACCUAUCAUCAGAUAAUCCUUUUCGUUGCUUGACUUGGCAAAAUAGAUAUCCAUAGAACUGAUUUAAGUCUUUCUCACUGGUAGAAUAAUUAGCCAAAACAUAAAGAGAAAUACUUCUCAUUCUUUCUGGGCACAGUCAUUAUAAUUCUGUUUGUGCGUGGUUCAAUUGAUUUUGGUGUUAAUUGGUACCCUUCAUUUGUAUGAUAUAUUUCUGUAAGUUGAUAAAAUUAAUUCUGCUGAAACUUUAGUGCAGAAACAAGUGGGUUCUGAUGAGGUGAUGAAGGA